Lycium ferocissimum is the source of this 3039-nucleotide messenger RNA. RefSeq names its product putative late blight resistance protein homolog R1A-10. The record is from RefSeq and is a predicted model, not a curated record. Gene Ontology annotation, molecular function: ADP binding. The transcript has 2 exons. NCBI's taxonomy places the organism in Eukaryota, Viridiplantae, Streptophyta, Magnoliopsida, Solanales, Solanaceae. Bases 122 to 2767 code for a protein of 881 amino acids. Gene Ontology annotation, biological process: defense response to other organism.
AUUACAAAACCACUUGUGGCAGUUCAUCCAUUUUCAUACUGAGAAAUAUUGUGCCUGCCUUGUGCAGGAACUCCCUCUUUUAUUACACACACGAGAGAAAAAUUAAGAUAGAAAGAGUGAUAUGGCUUAUGCUGCUAUUACUUGUCUUAUGAGAACCAUAAACCAAUCAAUGGAACUUACUGGAUGUGAUUUGCAACCGUUCUAUGCAAAGCUUGAAUCCCUGAGAGCUAUUCUGGAUGAAUCCUACAAUGUAACGGGCGAUCUUGAAGCAUUAACAAGCUUGGAAGUUGAAAUUGCAGAGGUAGCAUACAGUGCAGAAGAUAUGGUUGACUGGAAAUCAAUAGAUGUUUCUUCAGCAGAAACUUCAAUUACGCGAAGCGGAGCUUUCUGGAAACUCUGUUGUUCCUUGGAUCAAGAGGUAGAACGCAUUGAUUCCAUCAUGAAGAAGUGGAUGGCAAUACGGAACUGGUACAGAAAAAUCAAAGAUUUGAAAGCACAAACGUUUUCUCUAGCCAGUACUAUACCUGAACAUGCUGUAGAGAGGCCCGAGCACAUAAUGGUUGGCCAUGAAAAUGCAUUCAAGAUUAUACAGGAUCAACUCACUGGAGGAGAGAGGGAACUAGAAGUUGUCUCAAUUGUAGGGAUGGGGGGCAUAGGGAAGACAACUUUGGCUACAAAGCUCUACAGCGAUCCAUUCAUUAUGUCUCACUUUGACAUUCGUACAAAAGCUACUGUUUCACAAGAGUAUUAUGCGAGAAAUGUACUCCUAAGCCUUCUUUCUUCGACAAGUAAUAAAACUGAUGAUAAACUAGCAGACCAACUUCAAAAGCAUCUUAAAGGCAACAGAUACUUGUUAGUCAUUGAUGACAUAUGGACUACAGGAGCUUGGGAUGAUAUGCAACUAUGUUUCCCAAACUGUAAUAAUGGAAGCCGAGUACUCUUGACUACUCGGAAUGUGGAAGUGGCUGAAUAUGCUAGCUCAGAUAAGUCUCCUUAUCACAUGGACCUUUUGAACUUUGAUGAAAGUUGGAAUUUAUUAUACAAAAAGGUCUUUGUGCAAGAUUGUUUUCCUCCUGAAUUUGAACAACUUGGGAAACAAAUUGCAUCCAAAUGCGGAGGAUUGCCUCUAGCAAUUAUUGUGAUCGGGGGACUUCUCUCCAAAAUCGGUGAAACAUUGGAUGAGUGGCAAAGUGUUGCCAAGAAUGUAAGUUCAGUGGUAAGCACAGAUCUUGAAGCCCAAUGCAUGAGAGUGUUGGCUUUGAGUUACCAUCACUUGCCUUCUCACCUAAAACCGUGCUUUCUAUAUUUUGCAAUUUUUCCAGAGGAUGAACUGAUUUCUGCAGAUAAACUUGUGGAGUUAUGGGCUGUAGAGGGAUUUUUGAAGGUAGAAGAGUUGAAAAGUAUAGAAGAGGUGGCAGAAACAUGUCUAAACGAACUUAUAGAUAGAAGUUUAAUUUCUGUCCACAAAUUGAGUUUUGAUGGAAAAAUAGAGAGUUGUCGAAUGCAUGAUGUGACCCGUGAGCUCUGUUUGAGGGAAGCUCAAAAUGUGAAUUUUGUGAACUUUGUAGGAGGAAAGAGUGAUCAAAAUCCUUGUGCGCAAUCCAUGCAGUGUUCCUCUAAGAGUCGAGGUCGGAUCAGUAUCCAUAAUGUGAAAGAAUUGGCUAGGUGCCGUAGCAGUGAGGCUCAUUCUAUCGUGUUUAAUAUAUUUGGAUUUAGUAGAUUGGGAUGCUUCGUACCGGAGUUGCCUUUCAAGCUAGUAAGAGUGCUAGACCUUGCUUCAAUUAGCUGUCGAACUUUUCCCAGUGAAAUUCUACAUUUAAUGCACUUGAGAUUCCUAGCUUUGUGUCUUUAUCCUCUCUUAGAGCAGCAGUAUCUAGGAUCCGCAGAAAAGGUUCCCUCAUCAAUAAUAGACAUUCCUCCAUCGAUAUCAAGACUAUGUUAUCUGCAAACUUUUAUACUUUAUGGUGACAAUUACCAGGAAUAUUCUUUCAUAUUGCCGUCGGAAAUUUUGACGAUGCCGCAAUUGAGGCACCUUCGUUUGCCCUGGAAUUACUUGCGGUAUUAUGAGCCUACAGAGAAUAGUUUGGUUUUGAGGAAUUUGCAAUGUCUCUUUGGAUGGAAUCCUUUAUAUUGUACUGGGUCUGCAUUUAGACUAUUUCCCAAUCUAAAGAAGUUGCAAAUUAGUGGCGCCCGAGAAGAUUUUUGUAUUCGCAAGGACCAGUAUGAUUUUCGCUACUUACAUCAGCUCGAGGAAUUGGAAUUUAAUCUUAGUAAUCAAGCUGCUAAAUGCUUUCUAGAUAGAAUUACACCUUCAGAUUCUACUCUGCUCCUACCUCCGCCAGAUGCUUUUCCACAAAACCUUAAGAAUUUAACUUUGAAAGGAAGUUUCUUCUUGCCAUGGAAGGAUCUGAGUAUUGUUGGUAAAUUGCCCAAACUCGAGUCCCUUCAACUAAUCAACUGCAGAGGUGAGGAGUGGGAAGUAGCUGAGGAAGGGUUUCCUCACUUGAAGUUCUUGAAACUGAGCAAAUUGCAUAUGCGGUACUGGAGAGCCAGUAGUGAUCACUUUCCGUGCCUUGAACGCCUAUUUCUUGAAAUUUGCCGGGGUUUGGAUUCAAUCCCUCAAGAAUUUGCAGAUAUAACCACACUUACUCUAAUUGAUAUCGAUCAAUGUCGAGAAUCUGUUGGGAAUUCCGCCAAGCAGAUUCAACAGGACAUUCAAGACAACUAUGGAGGUUCUAUUGACGUCCAUAUUCGUCAUCCUUUGUAAGACAUCUUAGGUUUGCUACGGAUUAUCCAGUUCUCUGAAAGAAAUGUCAAUUCAGAAGUCAAAUGUGUGUGGUGUAGCUUUUGUUUAUUUUCAUUUUCUUUCAAUAUUAUUAGAAUAGGGGGCAGGAUGAUUGCAAAUGUUUUGUAAUUUAAUUGUAUAUGAUCUUUAGUAUAGCAGUUUGUCAGUGUUUUGUAAAUACUCCAAAUUUUAUAUUCAUAUUGUAUGUGCCAGAACAGGCUCCAUUCCACAAAUUUAGAGUUGAUUUCCCAAAA